UCAGUCAUUUGGAGAUAGAGACCACAUAUUUCUUGAACUCGGACACCCUUAGUGAGGCUGGGGAAACAGAAGAAAAGGAUUUAGAGGGCUAAAAAAUGUCCUUCCGGCCGAAACAUCUUCCAGGCUAUUCCUGUUGACCUCUUCUAUCGUAUCCGUACCAUUGUAGGAUUAGGCUCAUAUUCCUGGCGACCUUUCUUCACCUUGAGGAAAAGCGAGGCAAAACAAAAGAAAACUUGAAGCAUUAACUUGCCCCUGCCCCCUCGACGCGUUGGGAUGGCAAGAAAAAUGCACCGUCACGCAUGGUGAGCUUCAAGCAGUUAUGGCUGAUUCGGCAGUGCAGGAUUAUAUUGUAAACCAUUGUAUUUGUAACUUGAGGAGAAAGGACAUCUGUGGCUGAAGGAGGGAUUCCUGUUCAAGCUGCCACUCAUCGUGCUGGUACACCUUAAUGCCAUAGCUUAGGCAGAUCUUUCUUGUUUCCAGCCAGGUGGGAAUAGCUGAAGAAGUGAGUGUGUGUGUAUUUUUCCACAACACCUUAGGCAGCAGAUCUCUGGAUUCCGUUUCCUCUCUGGGGUACAUUGUGAAGAAGGAGCUGCCUUGAAGCUUAGUGCACGCUGAGCUCAACUGAGCCAAAUGCAAUUUGGAAAGCAGCCGUUUUGCACUUCAGAAGAAGAGAAGGACCUGAAACUUAAUAAAUGUGAUAACAUAGCUGUAAUUUAGAAGCACUUUCAACUCUGGAAUUUGCAGCGAAGAGUAGCGAGGACCAUCUCCAGUUUUUUAUUUCCUCUUGCCCUCUGGCUUCUUGAAUAUGGGUUAAUGACAGUCAGUCAUGGUGGUCACCCAGCUGAAAUUGAAGUUGCGCUUCCAGGGAAAGAAACUGAGAGGUUUCACCUGUAAGUUCAUCAGAUCAGCCAGCGGAUUCCCUCCAGAAUCAUCUUUCUCCAUUGCAUCAGAAAUUGUUGGGCCGUUUGCCAUGGCAGGUACAGGCCUGGUGGCUGCUGGCAUGUUGAUGAAUAUUGUUCAACACUGGAAAGUGUUUCAGACAAUCACAGAAAUAUUCAUCUUGAUUCCAGCCCUGGUUGGCUUGAAGGGCAAUCUGGAAAUGACCUUGGCAUCCAGACUUUCGACUGCUGCUAAUACUGGACGGAUGGAUGAUACGCAGGAACAGUGGAAAAUGGUUACCUGUAAUUUGGCCUUGAUUCAGGCACAGGCCACGGUGAUGGGGCUCCUGGCGGCAGUAGUGGCAAUCCUUCUAGGCGCCUUGUCCAAGGGCUACGUGGAGCUGAACGAAGCGGCCGUCUUGUGUGCCAGCAGCUUGACAACGGCGUUCGUCGCUGCUCUCUCACUUGGUCUGGUGAUGAUUGGUGUCAUCCUCAGUGCGAGAAAGGUGGGGAUAAACCCAGAUAAUGUUGCCACUCCUAUCGCUGCGAGCCUCGGAGACCUGAUCACUCUCUCCCUGCUGGCUGGCAUCAGCAGCACCCUCUUCAAAUACAUGGAUAUGCACUACCUUUCACCCUUGAUCUGUGCCACCUUCAUCCUUAUGAUUCCUCUGUGGAUAGCGAUUGCCAGACAGAGCCCUCCCAUUGCUGAAGUCUUGAAGUCUGGAUGGCAACCAGUCAUCAUCGCAAUGGCCAUUAGCAGCCUUGGGGGGCUUAUCUUGGACAAAACCAUCACGAACCCAAACUUUGAAGGCAUGGCUGUUUUCACCCCCGUGAUCAAUGGGGUCGGUGGCAAUUUGGUGGCCAUCCAAGCUAGUCGCAUCUCCACAUUUCUGCACUUCUGGAGCAUGCCUGGAGUCCUGCCACACAAGCUGAGGCAGCACUGGCCUAAUCCAUGCACCACCUUCUUCACUUCAGGGGUAAAUUCAAAGUCCGCUCGCGUCCUCAUCCUGCUGGUGGUGCCAGGACACCUGCUGUUCCUCUGCACCAUUCAUCUCCUUCAGGGUGGCCACACAGUCCUCACCUUCACUUUUGUGGCAUUUUACCUGAUGGCUGCUCUCAUGCAGGUGGGGAUCCUGCUGUACAUGGCUGACCUUAUCGUGCGGCUGAUGUGGAGAAAGGGCCUGGAUCCUGACAAUUAUUCCAUCCCCUACCUCACUGCUCUGGGGGACCUCCUGGGCACGGGGUUCCUGGCACUCUGCUUCCACUUUGUUUGGCUGCUCAACGGGUUGAAAUUGAAGGCAGGCAACUGAAGCUGGCAGCUGCUUCAACCUCGACCCACCUGCUGCUCUGACAAGCAAACUCACUAUGGUGCUUUUGACACGGUCCAACAGGGUACUGAAAGGACAUCCAGUUCCUUAAACUGGAAUGGAUUGGAUAGCCCUCCCCUUUGAUCUCAACACUGCAUUGCUGUGAAGUUUGAAAGAUAGCUAUCGAUGAAACCACAUCCACACGGGCUGCAGCUUUUGAAGUGUCCACAGUGCAAGGGGUUGCAAAACACUCUGCUCCGUGUUGCCUUUCCAUUGGUUAGGAAGUGUUAUUGCCACAGCCUGAUCUGAAAAGAGUCCAUUGGUGUUAAUGGGAGGUUAUUCACUGAUCCCAGUGGGGUUUAGAUUAUGUCCUAGAUGAGGAUGUUGCACUGUCUCUGCCAGGCAUCUGCUGGCAAUCAAAGAAUGCAUUUUAUUGUCUGUCUGUCUUCUAUAUGCCCCCACGGAGAAGGAGAGGGAGAGAAUUAUGUCCAGAGCUAUUCACACUGUAUACCAAAAACAUCUGUGAACAAGGGAAACCAAAACUUCGCACUACAAUAGCGUAUAUUCUGCUUCAUGAUGUCUCAUGCAGGGUACUGGCAUGGAGAGCAAUUCAUGUGCUUUGUAUUAAGAUUCUCAGCCCUCAAUUGCUUAUCCUUAAUUUGUGGGGUUGGGGGUUUAGUUUGGUUUGGUUUGGUUUUGUUUGCAGAAUUCUCAAACUGUUGAGAUAGCAACCAUUUUGUAGUAGCAGAAAUGAAGUGUACAUUAGGAAUGGGUGGAAGGACAAGGGAAUGCUAUUGGAAGCCAAGGAGGAAACAUAGAAGAGGCAAAACUGGAUUUUCUGGCUAGUCUGUCAUUGGCCACUUGCAUGUUUGCAAACAUAUUUACCCAUUUGUAAAACCUUGGAAAAGCAGAGUGCCAUGUCGUGUGUGUGAUGGAGGGGAAAGAGCAAAGCAAGUAUCUCCUUUGUCCUGUUCCUCACCAUCUCUGACUGAUCCACAAUAGGAAUUCCCCACCACCGCCUCCUGCCCUGAGAUAGCCAAACUGACCCUGCACCAGUGCUUACACACGCCUCCCUGGUGUGGCAGUGAAAUGGCAACACUCUACUCUGAACAGAACUGAUGCAGAGAAAGAUCUGAGUGCUGUGCAGGAAGGCUAAGUUGACUGUGGCCUUCGUCAGCCUCGCCAUCACCCCAUGCCAGCACCCUGUUCAAAGCCACGUGCAGAAUACGAGCGUGUUUGCGCUUGAACACCCAGUGAUAAUGACCAGCCCCAAUUGCGGGCAUCAUGAACGCUUCCUUUAAAAUGAAGACAAUCAGCUUAAUACAGCAAAUACUGAAAUUUUAGCCAGCGCUAAGGACGGGUUUUCCCUAUUCCUGAUGCCACUCGGUGUCCAUCGGAACGAUGUGCAGGGAAGAGCGGAUCUGCCCUGCUUUCAGAAUUCCACACCAGGGGAAGCCCAUGCCAUGGCCUUCCCUGCUCUCUGGGGAGCAAGGGGAUCUGCUGAGGCUCUUCCUGGCACAGAGAGGGAGCUUUGCUUAAGGGGGCCCCAUGCAGGGAAAGACCAGGGAGAUCCGAGUUUCCCUUUCCACCAUGCCCUCGGCUUCGGGGUCAAGGUGGGCUGAACUUUCUUUCUCUCCCUCAUGUUUUGUUUUACAGUUUCAAAUAGGAUGACUGUUUGUAUGGUUUACAGAAACAUACACCCACAAAAUAAAAUGUAAAAAUUGUUAGCACUUCUACAGUUUUGUGUCCUUGCCCUAUAUUAGUGAGAUAAUCAAGACUUGGCACACAGCAUUUUAUGUUAUCUUAUCACUUUUGUUUCUCAAUAAAAGAUCAAGAAAGGUAA
Messenger RNA from Varanus komodoensis (Komodo dragon), 4028 nucleotides. RefSeq names its product solute carrier family 41 member 3 (gene SLC41A3). The record is from RefSeq and is a predicted model, not a curated record. Gene Ontology annotation, biological process: monoatomic cation transport. Lineage: Eukaryota; Metazoa; Chordata; Lepidosauria; Squamata; Varanidae. Gene Ontology annotation, cellular component: plasma membrane. Bases 827 to 2188 code for a protein of 453 amino acids. The transcript is spliced from 10 exons. Gene Ontology annotation, molecular function: monoatomic cation transmembrane transporter activity.